AUGCGUGAUCUCUCAUCCAUACUACCUCUAGUGGAAACAGCCGGACCCUUCAACGAAGUCCCUGAAGAAUAUGACCCCCAUGACUCGCUUCUAUCCCUUGCUACCACCAAGAUCCUCGUCAUUGGUGCAGGUGGAUUGGGGUGUGAAAUCCUCAAAAACUUGGCCUUGACGGGAUUCAAGGACAUUCAUGUUAUUGACAUGGACACUAUUGAGCUCUCCAACCUCAAUCGACAGUUUCUCUUCCGGCCGGAGGAUAUAGGCAAAAGCAAAGCGGAAGUGGCGGCCAGAGCCAUCAUUGCUCGUAUCGGGGAUGACAACUUGAAAAUAACACCGUAUUUCGGAAAGAUCCAGGAUAAACCCAGGGAAUACUAUCGUCAAUUCAGCGUGGUGAUCAGUGGAUUGGACUCCAUUGAGGCAAGACGGUGGAUUAACGCUACGUUGAUGGCCUUGGUUGAUGAAGAAACCUUGGUUCCGUUGAUAGACGGAGGAACUGAGGGGUUACGGGGCCAAUCAAGGGUGAUACUCCCCACUAUAAGCCUGUGUUUUGAGUGUUCAUUGGAUUUACUCUCCCCAAAAGUCACAUAUCCCGUAUGUACCAUUGCCAAUACGCCACGACUCCCAGAACAUUGCAUCGAAUGGGCAAAUCAGUUACAAUGGCCGAGACAUUUUCCCGAUAGAAAGUUUGAUGCAGAUAACCCUGAUGAUGUCGAUUGGAUGUAUCAGAUGGCGAAAACUCGUGCGGAUGAGUUUAAGAUUGAAGGAGUAACGAGACUGUUGACAUUGGGCGUGGUCAAGAAUAUCAUUCCGGCAAUUGCAAGUACAAAUGCCGUGAUUGCUGCUAGUUGCUGCAAUGAAGCAUUCAAGUUUGUCACUAACUCCAAUCCAUUAUUGAAUAACUACAUGAUGUAUUCUGGCGAUGAAUCGAUUUUCACAUAUACCUAUCCAUACGCUAAAAAGGAUAAUUGUCCUGUGUGUGGGAACAUGCCUAAAUGGGUCAAAGCUGAGAGAUGGUGGACUCUUGAUCAGUUUAUUGAAGAAUUAUCUACCAAACAAGAAGUGCAAAUGACUAGACCUUCGUUGACUACAUCACUGCGAUAUUUGUAUUUGAGUAAUCCUGAAGAGUUGGAGAAAUUAACGAGAACUAAUUUAUCCAAGAAAUUAUCGGAUUUGUUAGCACCUGGUGAAGAGAUUGUGGUUACUGAUCCCAAAUUACCUAUUUCUAUGAAGGUUCUUGUUGAAUUUGUAGGAUCAGAAGUAGAUCCGGAAUUUAUUAAUAAAUAG
This is a messenger RNA of Spathaspora passalidarum NRRL Y-27907, 1281 nucleotides long. RefSeq names its product NEDD8-activating protein. Lineage: Eukaryota; Fungi; Ascomycota; Pichiomycetes; Serinales; Debaryomycetaceae. The record is from RefSeq and is a predicted model, not a curated record. The transcript has a single exon. Gene Ontology annotation, cellular component: nucleus; cytoplasm. Bases 1 to 1281 code for a protein of 426 amino acids. Gene Ontology annotation, biological process: protein neddylation. Gene Ontology annotation, molecular function: NEDD8 activating enzyme activity.